UGCUAUUGGUGCAUUUCGAUUCUCAUUAGUAUUCCAGUUAUUAGAUGGUGUUCCCUCAUAGAACCUCAUAACGUUCUCUAUACUUAUAAUUUGCUCCAAAAUUCUACUUUCAAAAUUUACUAUGAGGGAACACCUCCUAACAACCGUAAUAAUAAUGAGGAUCGAAAUGCACCAAUAACAGCAUACAAAUGUGCCACAAAUAGCAAUGCUUAAACAAUUGACCUCAUCGCCUGAUGAAGACUAGCAGUGUUGCAGUUGAAAUGUUGUGAUCUACAUCAAAAGUGACUCUAUCGUGAGACAAACGAACAAAUUUCAUCUCCAAAGACAAUUUUUUUAGCUAGCCUAACCUGGAUUAACCCUUAGAUCCCUUAGAAGGGGCUAUUAUCUUAUUUCUCCUUUUAGUGCAAAUAAUGAAUUAACCCUUUAACUCCCAGAUCACAUUUGUAAUUCUCCUUACUGUCAACCAUACAAUUCUUAUGAUGUUAGUUCAGAGAAUUUAGUAUUGGAUAAACUGAUUAUCCCCAAAUUGAUAUUUUUCUUUAUUCUCAUCACUUAUCUGGUUGAUAUUGUAUUGAUAUUGUAAGGAGAAAUUCUCUCUUGGUCACAUGGGAGCUAAAGGGUUAAGAAAUAAUUAAGCUCAUGAGAGUAAAGGAAAUGAUCACCAUCUAAGGCUCUUGAUUUUUUCAACAAAUUCUUCUACUCAGUACAGUAGGAAAUGUAUAAGAACAGUUUUGAGAAUAUGCACUUUAAUGUUACUGGUUUAGCAUUUACAUUUAAGUAUUCUUGCUAGAAGUUUUGAAAGUAGAAUUUUGGAGUAAACUAUAAGUAUAGUGCCACUAAGUAUCAUGUGAGAGAUACUCCAAGAUUUUUUAUUAUACCAGUAUGCUUUUGGUAUGAUUUAACCCUGUAACUCCCAAGAUGUGAUUGUUAAUUCUCCCCUCUUGCUGCUACACAUUUAUUGUAAAAUAGUUACCAGAAUUUGGUGUUAGAUCAAGAUAACAACUUCUACUUGGUAAGUUUGAAUAUUCUCAUUACCUGUUUGUUGGAUAAUGUAAGGAUAUUAUAGGGAGAAGUUUCAUGUUGAUCACUUCUGGGAGUAAAAGGGUUAAUAGCAAAAUGGUUCAAAACCUGCAUUGCUUCAUUUAAGCAUAAUUUGAAAACAUAGUUGUAUUGGAUUUGCUCCUGUAUAGUCACUUGACAAAAUAGGAAGAUUUCAUUAUUGUUUUCUUAGUAGCCUAGAUAGCUUUAUAUUUUCACUCAGUAAAACAAUUGAAGGUUCAUUACAAUUUUAUUAUUACCUUUCAUUGCCUUAGACUAUUUCAAUAUGCUCAUUGAGUCUUGAUUAAAAUGAUCUUGAUUCAGUACUAAUAAAGUCUUUGAACAUAAAGAAUUAAAUUAUCAUGAUAUUUUUAAUGUCUUAGACUACUUUAGUUGUGCUUUUUCUCAGUAGAUCUUGGAAGCAGGACUUCCAGAAGUAGCUGAUUUGUGUACUUGUAUUUCUACUCAUCAGGGCAAGAAGAAUACGAUCGUCUGAGGUUUCUCGCUUAUCCUGGAACUGACGUAUUUGUUGUGUGUUUUGAUGUUGUAAAUCGAAGUUCAUUUGAAAACGUGAGCGAGAAAUGGAUUCACGAAGCGCGCUACUAUGUACCCGAGACUCCAAUCCUCCUGAUGGCAACGAAGACGGAUCUUCGAAACAGCAGUAAUGCAGAUGACAGGUCCACUGUGUCUACAAGAGAAGGAAUGGCUCUUGCUGAAACUCUUGGUGUGUCAUAUGCAGAGUGUAGCUCCCUAACAAACACUGGAGUGCAGGAAGCUCUGAAUAAAGCUGCAGAAAUGGCUGUUAGUUUUCAUACCCAGAGAAAAAGAUCAACUGCAAGAGUUUUGGGCUUCUUUAAAAGGAAAAACAAAAAUUCCAUGUCAGCUCAGGAUCAGGAAAUUUUUCCCCCUCAACUGCCACCAGCAGGUUUUGCUCCCCAUGUGGAGGUACUCAGCUCAACAUUUGCCAGUGAAUGGGAUUCUAUGUUGUCUGACACAAUGAGUGCAGAUGUCAGAUUUGUAUUCUCUGAUGGUGAGUCCCUUGAAGCUCAUAGAACUGUUCUUGUUGCAGCCUCCUCCAUCUUCAAGAAUGUUUUACUGGGAGAAAUGUCUGCAAACCAUGAAUCUUUCCAGUACAUCCUUGAAGAUGUUUCAUGGAUUUGUGACGGAGAAAGGAACUGCCCAAAUCUUCCUCAUAUCGAAGGGAAAUGCCAGGGCAAAGGUAGAACUGUAAUAAGGUUGCAUGAGAGCAUUACUAAAGGCAUUUUCACUGAGGUGUUGUCCUUCCUUUACACUGGAUCGCCUAGUGUAACAGAUGAUAAAGACAAAAAUUUUAUCACAGAAAUUCAAGAUGCUGCCAAGAAAUUUCAGUUGACAUGGUUGAUAGAUACCUGUACAAACAUUCUGUCAGGAGAUUCUUUCCUUAAUCCAAGUAUUGGCACAUGGCUGAAUGACAACACGGGACAAACAGCUAAAAAUUUGUUUCUGAACAAGCCAUUUUUAGCUGAUGUCAAGUUCUGUGUUGAGGGCACCAUUGUUUAUGGACACAAGUUGAUAUUAAAAUCAAGGUCAGAGGUCAUGGCAGCCAUGUUGGGUGGGGCCUUUAAAGAGAGUGACUUGGAUACAGAGAUUGAGAUCAAAGACACAACCCUGCAAAGUUUUUUGGCACUGCUGGAGUACCUCUACACUGACCACGCCCCAAUAGAGGAGGGAGAUUCAGUGGAAAUAAUGGUUUUAGCAGACAGAUUCUGUCUUCCAAGACUUGUGACAAUGUGUGAGUUGUACACAACCAAGAAAGUUGAUUCUUUGAUACAGAAAAGGGUGUCUGAUGGCACUAAAGAUGUCAUAAACCUCCUUCUCACAUCACAGGCGUACAAUGCUAAACAGUUGGCUGACUGGUGUCUUCAUUUCAUUUCAACCAAUUUCUCAGUCUUUGAAUCCACUGAAGAGUUUGAGCUUCUUCAAGGGGAUAACAGGAAACAUGUGAUUCAACAUAGAUGGCCUCCUCUGUCCUAUUUACAAGCACUAGAAGAAUUUGAACAAAGAGCCCCGCAAUCUAAGCUUACUUCCAAGUGUAAAAUGAUGUGAAAUAUAUGCUACCAGUAAAUCCAAGCAAUAUAUUGGAAAAUGAUCUUGUAACUGGACUAAAGAAUUAGAAACUAUGUGGAUGAACCUUUUAUUUAUAUAGUCUUUUACUAGUGUCUAUUUUGUAAGGUAAAGGAAGCUAUCGAGUCAAAAGGCUCAUACUGCUAAUGCUUAUCCAGUUUUCAGUACAAACAAUUCAAGGUAUGGAAACUCCACCUUGCCCCCCCCCCCUCCCCCUACCCCUCCCUCUCCUCCCCCUUGGCUGGAUGUCAUUCCAUUACAAAGUUUCUUUGGAAUCAAUGAUUUUACAGUUAUCCUUGACAGUUGAACACCUGGGUGGAGAGUGGCACUGUUAAAUUAUUAGAGUAUCUUACUUAAAAACUCAAAACAAUGGCAUGGCUAGGGUUUGAACAUGGCCUUUCUGAUUCAGAGUCUAGUACCUUUUAAAAGUAAUUAGCCAGCAGGUCUCAAAUGGAUGGCUGCUUGAAAUGAACCAAAAAUUAUGGUUAAAA
Pocillopora verrucosa is the source of this 3632-nucleotide messenger RNA. NCBI's taxonomy places the organism in Eukaryota, Metazoa, Cnidaria, Anthozoa, Scleractinia, Pocilloporidae. The record is from RefSeq and is a predicted model, not a curated record.